AUGUCCUGUUCUAGUUUUUUUUUUGUUUUCUCGAUCAUCAUCAUCAACAACAACAUUGAUGAUGAUCGAGGGUUGACGAUAACGACGACGACUCUGUCUCUCUCUCUCUUUUUUUUUAAAUUGAAACUUGCAACCACCAGUAUAAAUGCAAUGAUCAUUAAAGCAAUAUUCAGUUAAAUGAUGUUCAAAAUUCAAUCGAUAAACAUGGUUACAUCAAAACAUAAUCAUCAAACAUUUACAUUGAUUAUGAUGAUAAUAACAUUGAUAACAUUGAUAACAACAAUAUUAUUACCAAAAAUUGAUGCAUGUUCCUGUUUGGCAAAUGUUAAUCAACCACAAUAUUGUAAUACGGAUUUUUUUGCUUUACUUCAUAUAACCGAUGAAAAAAUGGAUGAAAAAUCAAUGAAUUUAGUAUAUCAUUUUCAACCGUUAAGUAUUAUCAAUGAUAAACAACGAUUAUUGAAUACAUAUCGAACGCUGCAUACAUAUGCAUCAUCAGCUGCAUGCGGUAUAAAACUUAAACCUGGUGAUCGUUAUCUGAUUGGUGGUAAUCUGGAUCGUGAAAAUGAUCGUAAUCGACUAUUAUUACAUCUUUGUAGUUCAUAUGUUGAACAUUAUGUACGAGGAUUAGCUGUAUUGACUAAAGAUUUUCAUAGCCUGCUACAAAAUUGUCGAUCAUUUGAUGAUAAAACUACAUCGGUUAUGAUUGAUAACGAAGUUGGAAAUAAAGAAAUUGAAUCUGUUGACCACCAGCAACGAAAUAAUACAAAUCAUCAAUUGGAACGAGAAGGAACACCAAUCAUCAGUUUUCCACAAUGGGGCCUUACCGAAGAUGAUAUUAUUCAACGACGAUCAAGACGUCGACAACAACGAAAGAAUUAUAAAUCUCAAUAAUAAUAAUCUGAUAAUCACACACACACAAACUAUUUAUUUAUUGAAUGAUUUGAUUUGA
Messenger RNA from Dermatophagoides pteronyssinus (European house dust mite), 952 nucleotides. RefSeq lists its product as uncharacterized. The record is from RefSeq and is a predicted model, not a curated record. Gene Ontology annotation, cellular component: extracellular matrix. Lineage: Eukaryota; Metazoa; Arthropoda; Arachnida; Sarcoptiformes; Pyroglyphidae. Gene Ontology annotation, biological process: negative regulation of endopeptidase activity; negative regulation of membrane protein ectodomain proteolysis. Gene Ontology annotation, molecular function: metalloendopeptidase inhibitor activity; protease binding.